This is a messenger RNA of Nipponia nippon (crested ibis), 969 nucleotides long. Its product is annotated as carnosine N-methyltransferase 2. Gene Ontology annotation, molecular function: N-methyltransferase activity. The record is from RefSeq and is a predicted model, not a curated record. NCBI's taxonomy places the organism in Eukaryota, Metazoa, Chordata, Aves, Pelecaniformes, Threskiornithidae.
AUGGACCUGGUCCCGGAGAUGAAGAGGAAUAGGUUCCCCAGCAUGAACUUUGAAGCAGAGAUUCUGACAGCUCCACACGAUAAUUCAGAGCUAUAUGUGAUCCCUUCCAUGAGAAGCCUCACAGUCGAGGAGUAUGUAGAAGCCUUUAAGUCAUUUUUGGAUCAUUCAACAGAGCACCAGUGCAUGGAUGAGUUCAACAAGAAAGAAAUGCCCAACAUCAUGGCUGGUUUCGGCAAUGGAAAAUCGACUAUAAAUGUUCUGGGAGUUGGAAGUGGCACAGGUGAGCAGGAUUUGAAAAUGGUCAGGAUACUGCAGGCUGUGCACCCGGGGGUCUUUAUUGACAACGAAAUCAUAGAGCCCAACCCACAGCACGUGGCAGCUUACAAAGAGUUGGUGAAUCAAGCUCCAGACCUGCAGAAUGUCUCUUUUAUUUGGCACCAGCUCACUUCCUUGGAGUAUGAACAACAGGUGAAAGAGAAAGGUGCACAUAAGAAAUUUGACUUCAUCCAUAUGAUCCAGAUGCUGUACCGUGUGGAAGAUAUUCCCAAUACUAUCAAGUUUUUCCACAGCUGCCUUGAUCAUCAUGGUAAACUCCUGAUCAUAAUUUUAUCAGACAGUAGCGGAUGGGCCAGCUUAUGGAAGAAGUACAGACACUGCUUGCCUUCCACCGACAGCGGCCACUACAUCACCUCCAGUGGCAUCACAGAUGUUUUGAAGAGACUGGGUGUUGAAUACCGCGUUUAUGAGUUCCCAUCAGGCUGGGAUAUCACUGAGUGCUUUAUCGAGGGAGACCCGGUUGGAAUCUGCAUGAUGGAUUUCCUGACCGGGACAAAAAACUUCCUGGGCACGGCCCCCCCGGGGCUGCGGCGGCAGCUGCAGGAGGCUCUCUGCCAGCCCGAGUGCAGCAGCAAGAAGGAUGGGAGGAUCAUCUUCAGCAACAACUUGAGUAUGAUUGUGGUUGAAUCCUAG